GCUCACUGACGGUUGAGUGUGUCAGUCAGUCAAUCGAUGGUGCCGCUGCUGAGCGGAAAGAAAACGGCCGAAAAGAUUUGUAUAUCGGCACCGACAGGAGAAAUAACUCUUCGGUUUGACACGAACCAUCAAAAGGAAUAAACCCGUGCCAGGCCCUACACACUGAGUGUAACUCAGGGCAGCAGCGAUGUCGGGCUCCUAUGAUGACUCCAUGAUCGAUGUCUCCAGCGACAGCUUCUGGGAGAUCGGUAACUACAAGCGAACAGUGAAACGAGUAGACGAUGGCAACCGGCUCUGUAAUGAUCUGAUGAACUGUCUUCAUGAGCGGGCACGUAUUGAAAAGGCCUACGCACAGCAGCUCACAGAAUGGGGGAAGCGCUGGCGGCAACUCAUAGAAAAAGGGCCUCAGUAUGGUACGUUGGAGCGGGCGUGGGCCGCUCUGUGCACGGAGGCGGAGAAGGUGAGCGAGCUCCACAUGGAGGUGAAAGCGUCGUUGAUGGGAGAAGACUACGAGAAGCUGAAGAACUGGCAGAGGGACGCCUACCACAAACAGAUGAUCGGCGGCUUCAAAGAGACUAAAGAGGCUGACGACGGCUUCCGCAAGGCUCAGAAACCCUGGGCGAAGAAACUCAAAGAGAUGGAGACAAUGAAGAAGACUUACCACUCAGCCUGCAAAGAAGAGAAGCUGGCAGCCAGCAGGGAGACCAACAGCAAACUGGAGAGCAAUAACAACCCAGAUGCCCAAAAGAAGCUUCAGGAAAAGGUGGAAAAGUGUCAGCAGGAGGUGCAGAAGACUAAAGAACGCUAUGAGAAAUCCCUGGAAGAACUUGACAAGUUGACCCCUCAGUAUAUGGAGAACAUGGAGCAAGUGUUUGAGCAGUGGCAGCAGUUUGAAGACAAACGCAUCCGUUUCUUCAAAGAGCUUCUGCUGGAGGUCAAACAUCACCUGGAUCUCUCGACCAAUCACAGAUUCCAGACAAUCUACCACACACUGGAAGACACGAUCUCUGCUACUGACGCCGAAGAGGACCUGAAAUGGUUCCGGUCCAAUCAAGGCCCCGGCAUGCCGAUGAACUGGCCCCAGUUUGAGAAUUUGGACUGGUCCCGUCCUCGCUCCUUUAAGAGAAGGUCCAUUUUAGACUGGUCCGUAGACCUGAACCGAACCCUCAGCAGACGAGAGAAGAAGAAGCCAUCGGAAGGUGUCACCCUGACAGGCAUCAGUCAAACUGGGUCAGACCAGCCUGUCCAGCCUGCCAAAACCAGCAGCAGCCUGACUGUGCCCACUAAAACGGCGCCAGUGGGCUCAAACCCGUUCGAAGACGACGAAGACGAGGAGGAGGAGGAAGAGGAGGAGAUGGCCGUGGAGCAGCAGACCACAGUCAACCACAUCAGUGUGAAUAAAGAGGAAAUAAAAACCGCGAGCAGUAUGGAGAAGACUCCAGACUGGUCCGAUGAAGACACGGGCGGCAACCCUUUCUCGGCCAACGGUGACGGGAAUCCAUUCGGCGAAGACGAGCCGACUUCUCCGGUCGUAUCUGUGCCUGUCAGAGCCCUCUAUGACUACGAAGGACAGGAGCAGGAUGAGCUGAGCUUCAAAGCAGGGGACGAGUUCACCAAAAUCGGCGAGGAAGACGACCAGGGUUGGUGCAAAGGCCGGCUCAAGGACGGACAAACAGGCCUCUAUCCUGCUAACUACGUCGAAGACAUCCAGUAAUGAAUCAUCACGAGUGAAUAAAUGUGAAGAAAGAAGAAAAGCUGUGUGUGGCCGCAAAACGGGGAGGCUCUUGAUUUAUUUUCAAACCCUCUUCUCCUUGUUGGUGAGGUUACUGGACUGUCGUGGGAGAAAGAGGGAGAAGUUGCGGAUGAUUUAAAAAAAAAGAAAAGAAAAGAAAAGAAAGGACCACUUGAUGAGAUAUCGACGCUUGCCACAGAUUGACCCUGGGAUGGAGAUUAACUGCAGGUUUUCCUGGUGAUUCCAGGCGAGGAGGAAGAUCACAGAGAAUAAUUGCUGUCGGUGUAAGAUAUGUUACUUAGAAUCCCAUUUAUGCUGUUACAAAAAUAAUAGCUUUUCAAGUUAUAUAUUCGAUAAGAUUCAAUGAGAUUUCUGUGUGAAUUUAAAUAUUGUUGAAAGGAAAACACUGGGAUGACAGUCUGACAAAUCGUCUCGCAAUGUUACAUGCAGCCUUAAUAUGCAAGCCACUAUGGAUUCGUUAAGGGAGAUGACCCUCUUUUGUAACCAUCAUUAUCUGUUUUAGGUUUAAAACGAUUAGAAUCCAGUCCAUAAAUGCUAAUUAUUUUUUGACAAAGUAGACCCUAAUGUUGAGAUUAUUGUGUCAGAUUCUAAACUAGUGCUUACGUUGUUCUGCCAUUCCUUUCAGGGUCUUGUUUUUCCACUCAGUUCAUCAACUGUUCUGGUUUUUUUUUUAUAAGGAAUGAGCCGACAGUCUUCAUUUAGUUCACAGUGGGUAGCUUCGUCUAGUCACUGCAAUUGAAUGUAUAUUCACUGAUUGUAUUUUCUCACUUAUUGAUUGUCUAUUUUUGCAACCACUGACCAGUUAACCCCCCUCCGAACUGUCCUCAAGCUUUUUUCCCCCACGAAUCUAUCCGCCUUAUGUUGAUUGUAGAUCGUCGUAUUAUGGUUUAACUUUUCACGCAACACUGAAGAUUUUUUCACAAAAAGUCAACGUCACUUGAAUCUCCAUGUUUUAAUUCUUUCACUUCUUGUUAAAAUGUCAAGUUACGGGAGAGCAUUUUAGUGUCUUUAUUUUGAAAAUAUAUUACAAGUUCUAGCAAUAAAAUCAAAGCCAAGUAUGCCGUCGCAUACAUGCGUGUAAAUAGCCUGGAUAAAACAUAUUAGAACAAAAUUAAGCAUCGAGAUCAGAUGAGUUGGAAAUUAUUAAUUUAUGAUGCCACAAGUGCUUUUUGUUCUACUCUUGUUAGAAUGCUGUGACUGAGAAUCAGUUUGUAUAGUAAUUGAAUAUUUUAUGGCAAAUAUCCCUUGAUAUCUGUUAUUUUGUUAUAUUUGUAAAUAUGAUUAUUUUCCCUUCAUUGAAUUAAUCAACAGAGGAGCUGUGACAUGAACCGAUAAACCUGAUUUCGUGAGCAUUUUUUGCGAAGCGUUUCCACUUGUGCGAGCUCCAAAUUCGUUAAUUUUGCCCGACGUAUCGAUGAAAUCAUUUUUAAAAAAAUGCUGUCUGAUGCCUUCAACUGCAGCGUGAGAGAAAGAUGAAUUUAGUUGUCUUUUAAUAAUAGCGACAGAGGAGAUGUUUCGCCGUGUUUUCAGGGCAUGCUGUCGUCAGAACACAGCAACAACUGUACUUGCACAGUAAGGUUUGUAAAUGUUGUCCCACAACAUAAUAAAUGAAUUUAUUGGAAGAAA
Molecule: messenger RNA, 3379 nt
Organism: Larimichthys crocea (large yellow croaker)
Lineage: Eukaryota; Metazoa; Chordata; Actinopteri; Sciaenidae
Gene: pacsin2
Product: protein kinase C and casein kinase substrate in neurons 2
Exons: 12
Coding region: 188-1714 (508 amino acids)
Biological process (GO): plasma membrane tubulation; cytoskeleton organization; regulation of endocytosis
Cellular component (GO): plasma membrane; cytoplasm; endosome
Molecular function (GO): phospholipid binding; protein binding
Source: RefSeq, a predicted model, not a curated record